AUCCCGAUUAGACGUGCGGACGGCAUAAUGUUAACAUCAUCGUGAUUUUCUGUUCUACCUGGGAUACCUUUUCGACAUCCAAUCACUUUUAUUCGACAUUUGAAUUUCGUGCGGUGUCCCUUCGCCAGGCUCGCGCAUGCGCGCACUACGCGAACGCACCUGUAACGCGGCACGCCGCCGACAGAGCGCGCCACAUCGGAAUUCAGGGCGGUUUUCGACGACAGUCAGUCCCGGCGGCGGCGUUCGGUAAGCAGUCAGGCAGGCAGUCGGUGGUUACGAGAGCGACAUGUUGGAGAUUUGUGUGAUUGUGCGCGUGGCGGGCGAUCUCUAACGCGCGCUCCCGUGCGUUUUGCGGUGCGGUGCGUGUGUACGAUCACGGUGCGACCAGGUGCACGAGUGAGGAAGCGCACGUCGCGUUACAUGUGAAGUGUCUCGGGGAAUACAUUCGUCAUCGAGCCUGCUGGUUUACCCGGCCCAGCAAACAUGAGCUGGGGCACGGAGCUCUGGGACCAGUUUGAAAAUCUGUCCCUGCACACGCAGAAAGGGAUAGAGUUCCUCGAGAGAUAUGGCCACUUCGUACGCGACCGCUGCGCUAUCGAGGUGGAAUAUGCGGCGAAACUCAGACGUCUCGUCAAGAGCUAUCAACCGAAGAAGAAGGAAGAGGAGGAUUAUCAAUAUAGUCCUUGUCGGGCGUUCAAACUGGAGCUGAACGAAGUAAACGAUCAGGCCGGCCAAAGAGAGGUGAUCGCGGAAAAUCUUCAGGCUAACGUCUUGCGGGAGUUGAACAUCCUGGUGAAGGAUUUCAAGGAGGAUCGUAAGAAGCACUUGCAGGAAGGCGCACGACUGAUGGCCACUUUAGCCGGUCAAAUCGGCAACCUGGAGCGCGCCAGGAAGGCUUACGAGAAAGCCUUCCGCGAGGCGGAACGCGCUGUCGAGAACUAUCAACGAGCAGACGCGGAUCUUAAUCUCUCGAGGGCAGAGGUCGAGAAACAGAGAAUGAAUAUGACCCUAAAGACCCAGCAGAGCGAGGAAGCUAAAACGGAAUACGCUAAUCAGCUGCAGAAAACGAAUGACAUGCAGACGUUGCAUUACCACACAGCGAUGCCGGAAGUGUUCCAGCAUCUUCAGGAACUGGACGAAAAGAGGAUAAAGAACAUGCGAAAUUACAUGAUGAAGUCGGUGGAGAUCGAGCGAGCAGUGGCGCCGAUAAUUGCUCAGUGUCUUGACGGCAUCGAAAAGGCAGCGAACGAAAUUAACGAGAAAGAGGACACGAUGCUGGUGAUCGAGCGCUACAAGAGCGGUUUUCAGCCGCCUGGCGACUUCCCCUUCGAAGAUCUAUCAGUCGCCAAAAACUACGACAGCAACAGCCAACUGGCGCAGCCGGUCAUGCAGCCGAUUCACAAUCACCUCACAGUCAAAGGAACCGUCUCCGGCGGCAAGAUCAAGAAGAGGGUAGGCCUCUUCGGAAUCUUCAGCAGCAAUAAGAAGUUGAUCGAGGUGUGCAUAGCUUUAAAGAAUAACGUGCCUGGUUAUGGCGACGGCGCUAAGGAGGACUGCAGCGAUCUGCCACCAAAUCAGCGGAAAAAGAGACUGCAGCAGAGACUGGACGAGAUCCAAGCGAAGAUCCAACAGGAGACCGCGGCGAGAGACGGUCUGAUGAAAAUGAAGGGCGUGUACGAGCAGAAUCCCGCCCUCGGAGACCCGAUGAGCAUAGAGGGACAGUUAAACCAGUCCAGCAAUAAGCUGGACAAACUCAGAGCCGAAUUGGCAAAGUUUCAAGGCUACCUCGAGGAAGCAAUGCGUGCUGACGUUAGUUUGUCUAGCCCAAGUCAAGCACCGCGAAAACCCACUAGUAAUGGCUCAGCAACGAGACCGUUAAGUUCACGAAGGUCGAGUCAUUCGGGCGGUGAAGAGAGCCUCUCGAGGUCCGCCUCGGACUCAAGCGUCAGUAACGCGAACGCGAACCAGCCCGUUCACAAGAAAAGCGCACCGGGCACACCACAGCCGACACAUGGUUCCACGAACAGCCCGGAAUCUGGCCUCGGUGAAUCGAGAACGUCAUUACCCGGCAGCGGUGGUGAGGAGUACUACGUUGACGAGGUGGACGCGCAACCACCGUUAGGAACAUGCCGGGCGCUUUAUCCUUUCGACGCGACUAGCGAGGGUUCCAUACCGAUGUACGAUGGGGAGGAGUUAUACAUGAUCGAGCUGGACCAGGGAGACGGCUGGACCAGAGUUCGACGCAUUUCGCAACCGAUCGAAGGCUUCGUGCCGACUUCUUACAUCGAGUGUCACCUGUACAACACUUAGCCGCUUCUAGGAUGUUGAGAGAAGAGCGCGUGGCGCAAGACCGCUCGAGAGAGAUUAUUGUCGUGGGCUCGUGACGUUCGGCGCCACUGCGGACUCGGAGGUCGUGUGUUGGUCAAAUUUCACACGGGACACCGGACACGUCAACGGUGGACAGCAGCAGGCUUAAGCGAAAACUAUGUAUCUGAACGGCGUGCUCGAAGGCACUCGGACAACCCGAAGGAUCUCAUCCAGAAUUCUUGAGGACGCAACCGAAGAUUCGCGGAUCUCGCGAGUGGGUCGUACAGCCCGGGAUGGUGAAUCUUGCAAAUCGUGGAUCUUGAAAUCGAGCGAUUGAGGAUUCGAUGAUGCCCAGCAAACGCCAACCAACAGUAAUGUAACAUCAAUGUUAUAAUUCUCCAUUCAACAAUGUAAAUGCAAUAUAACGCGUGUAUUGUGUAACGGUUACAUUGUUGAAUGGAAAAUUAUAACAUUGACGUUAUGUUACUGUUAGUUGGUGUUUGCUGGGUGAUUUGUUCACGGGCGCAUGCGAAUACGCAAACUGUUGACUUCCAGAUGUGUAAAUCUCGAGACCCGGUAAACAUCGAUUAACAGUAACAUAAUAUCAAUGUUAUAAUUUCCCACUCAACAAUGUAAAUGCAACAUAACGCCUGUGUUCUGUAACGGUUACAUUGUUGAGUGGGAAAUUAUAACAUUGAUGUUACGUUACUGCUAGUUGGUGUUUACUGAGAACGUUUGGAACGAGAUACGUAAAGGAAGUCGAGAAUUCGCUCGUCGAUUGAUCUUGCGCCUGUACUCGCAACAUUGGGAAUCGGGAAGUUCGGCGAACCGUGCGCAUUCCAGGAUUCACGAUCUGCACGAGAGCAGAUUCGUGGAAAGGAUUCGCGGAGCUGUCGAGUUUCACGCGCGAUAACACAUCCCCGACGACGAGAUCGCGUUCACCGUCGAACGUCACACGCGCAAAACCCCUCCAACACACGUCCCUCCGAAUUCCCGAUCGUUCGUUCGGUCGGGAAUGAAGGAAUGAUAUGCGAACAAAAUGUCCCGCUUUGUGAUCAAUCAAUAUAAGCGUAAUAGCGGUAGAAUCGAGCUCAUUCUCGGGCACGUUAGAUCCCUAAGGAUAUUAGACCCUUGUCCGAAUUAAUCGGGGCGUCGUGGCUCUUCCCACGCGAAGAUUAACAAUUGUUGAUUUACGAUCGAUUAACGAUUGUGGUCUAUUAAAUAGUGAUUAUUCCAUCGAUUAUCGUUGAACACAUUAAAUGUGUUAUUAACACGACGGGCGUAUAUUAUUUAAAAUUACUCGUCUAUUUUGCCUCGUUCCCCUAAUUGCGCGUUGUUUUAGAAAGGCUUACGGCGACCUUAUGUAGCCUUUCCCGCUUCUCAUUCCGAAAUUAUUAGUUGAUAUCGAUGGCUGUUAAUUUUUUGUUAUUAAUUAGGAGAGGUUCGAAGCAAAUACGCAUUUUGCGCUAUAUUAUUUAUCGCAGGGAGGAACUCUGCACGCGAAGAGCCGCCAUCGGUCCUGUGUCUCUUGCGUUUUUCCUUGCGUUUAGUUCGCGAUUCGAGAUUGCCGACCAAUAACAAUAGUUGUCGCAUUAAUCUCGUAGGAGUUUUGGUUUUGUAUUUAGAAUUACUGCGUACUGUCGCGCGCAGACUGUGUAUUAUGUUUUUUAACAUGUAAAUAUAUCCCUUUUUUUUUUUUACUUUGAAGUAACUCUCGUGCGAAGAACUGCGACGGCCCUGAGUAUCCACCCACGGCAGGAGACUUGUAGAAAUUCAGGCAAGGGUUUAAUUCAUACGUCUGUACAAUAGCGUUAUGUCCAAUCAUAUGCAGAUUCAGUUGUACGCAUCUGAAACUCUUAACCCUUGAGCAGAUACACAAGUAAGAACAGGUAAAACGUUUAAUUGGUGCGAUUAUUAGUUAAAAUCGCAAUUAGCAGUAGGCAUCGGGUUAUCAUUUUAAUCACGACCGAAAUAAAUAACGAAUUUUAUGGAAGAAUUGACCUCGCAUGAAAAUAGAAAAAAAAAGAAUACAACGCGCGAUAUUCUUAUCUUCCUUAUUUUUCUUAAAGCCUGUACACUUAAUUUCAAUAUGGACACGUUUAUUCUGAAUGCAAACUUCAUUGAGAAAGAAAGUGUCCAAACUGAAUUCCUGAGAAUUAAUCAAAAACAAGUUCUCCCGUUAGAGCAUCGGAGCUGCGUCCUAAACUGUAGAGAAAGAAAACAAUUGUCCGAACGUUGAAACCAAGUGUACAAGUUUUUCCAUCGCUUCUGCGUCUGCGGCGAUGCGUCUGCUUAAGGAUUAAAGCACGAAAUCUCCGAAGGAUCCGACACUGAGACGUCGUCAGGCUGUCUGCUCGAUGCACUCGCGGCUUCUCAAAACGUGUCCUCUUCGCGUAGCUGUGCACGAACGAAACAUUUACGACCCCGUUGAAGAAAGUAAACUAUCUUAGUAUUAAUAAUCGCAUCCCGCCUACUCGUCACUCGUAAAUUAAUUCGCGACUGUUGUAAGCGUCGCCGCACCGAAGUUUUAUUCGUUCUUUUGUAAACUUGAUUCGACGUCGUAAAUGGCAGCCAGACUGUUCCGCCAACGGCCCACUGUCACGCUGUGAGAGCAAGAGACUGACCCUUGCCGGGGUUUCAUCGUACUCGCUAUCCGAAAUCUCGCACUUAUGCUUGUAAUCAAAAUUGCGAGGUCCGAUGAAACUCCGGGAAUCAAAAGUGUGAAAUUAAGAAUCGAUCGUAUAAUUCGGAAGCUAAAAUUCGCGGAGGACUCCGCGGGGAAGGAAAUUGACAUAUUCACGCGUUCACAUACGUUAGAAUUUGCCAAGCCGAAAAUCUUUCGAGCGGACAAUCCUCGAAGAUCCGCGAACUGCCGCGGUGCCGAGAGUUGUACUUUCACAUUCGCCGAUCCGGUGCGACGAGAAGUGAACUGCCUCGGCGAAACAGUCCGGCGCGCCGCGUUUAUGAGGUUGCCUGAAUGUGAAUCUAGUUAGUGAUAGACUUAUGUAAAUAUCGCCAGGAAUGCGGGAGCGGGAAAACGAAGCGAGUGGCCACUGAGCGUGCGAGUGCCAGAAUCGAUAUUAAGCCGCGCAGGACUCGCUUUCGUCGCGGACAGAAUCGCAGGUAAGAUACCCCCGGAGAGAUUCGCGCGACGUUACGGGAAUUCUGGACUCAGAUAUUCCGAGAAAGAAGUCCACGCGAACGCGAAAGCCUAAUUUUGUCGCGCGUUCGUCCUAAUUUUGCGCAAUCCGGGAAUCGUGUAACCGUACUUUCUCGCGCAUUGACAAAAUGUAUAUGUAUAUAUUAUAUAUAUAUAUAGAUAUAUAUAUAGAUAUAUAUAUAAAUAUAUUCGGUCGUCAACAGGCGUAGCUUCACUAUAGCUAGAGAUAUGCAAGUACACGAAUGAACAAGAUCGAUAGUUCACCUACAUUCAUACACAUACACACAUACAUACAUACAUAUACACUCUUCCUGCUUUUCGUCGCGGCUGCUUCCGGUUCGUUAACGACGAAAGCAAGUGAAAUGCUCGACAAUUAUGUUAAGACGAUGAAAUAACGGGCCGCUGUGUGCCCUGACGUUUAACUGUGUCUGUUCUAUGUAUAUUUUGUGAUUUUCUAUACACGAACAAGUAUUGUAGAUAACUAAUUCAGCGAUUCAUUAUACUUGAUUAUUAUUUUUAUUAUUAUUAUUACUAUUAUUAUCAUUAUUAUUAAUAUUGAGAAAAUAUAGGUACUAAACCAAUGUAGCUGUUUCGGACACGUUAA
Molecule: messenger RNA, 6071 nt
Organism: Dinoponera quadriceps
Lineage: Eukaryota; Metazoa; Arthropoda; Insecta; Hymenoptera; Formicidae
Gene: Cip4
Product: formin-binding protein 1-like
Exons: 11
Coding region: 484-2310 (608 amino acids)
Biological process (GO): signal transduction
Molecular function (GO): protein binding
Source: RefSeq, a predicted model, not a curated record